This is a messenger RNA of Penicillium antarcticum, 1755 nucleotides long. RefSeq lists its product as uncharacterized. The transcript has a single exon. The record is from RefSeq and is a predicted model, not a curated record. Gene Ontology annotation, cellular component: intracellular anatomical structure. Gene Ontology annotation, molecular function: protein binding. Bases 1 to 1755 code for a protein of 584 amino acids. Lineage: Eukaryota; Fungi; Ascomycota; Eurotiomycetes; Eurotiales; Aspergillaceae.
AUGGCCUCAGCUGAACCUCACCCGCCCGCACGACCAUCCAGCGACCCCUACUUCAGCCUGGGAACAUUGAGUCGCCAAGUCAGUACCAACUCACAAGAAGCCCAGAUAUGGUUUGACCGGGCGCUCGUCUGGACUUACUGCUUCAAUCACGACGAAGCAGUCACCUGCUACAGGCAGGCAAUCGCGCACGAUGAGAACUGCGCAAUAGCCUAUUGGGGGGUAUCCUUCUGCUCUGGCUCCAACUACAACAAAACAUGGGCAUUAUUUGACGAGAAAGACCGAAUCAAUGCGAUUAAGCAGUGCUAUGUAUUUUCUCAAGAGGCUCUGAAGCGGCUCGAUCAUGCAUCAGCUUGGGAGCGGGCGCUCAUCAAAGCUCUUGCGAAACGAUACCCUAACGAUGAUCCGAGCAGGAAUCUGGCCGCCUGUAACAAAGCAUACGCGAAUUCCAUGAGAGAUGUGUAUUUGGUACUCGGUCGCAACAACUUCGACAUUAUCACCCUCUUCGCUGAUGCGUUGAUGAACUGCGCUCCACGGAAGCUAUACGACGCCCGUACGGGACUUCCAAUUGCAUCGUCUCCAGUGUUUGAAGUGAAAGAUAUGCUGGAAAACGCGCUGAAAAUGCCGGGAGUUGAGCAGCAUCCAGGUCCCGCGCACAUGUACAUCCACCUGAUGGAAAUGUCAGCAACACCCGAAGCUGCUUUACCAGCGUCAGAGAUGAUCCGCGAGAUAUUCCCCGACACCGGUCAUACAUUUCACAUGCCAGCCCAUAUCGAUGUUCUCGUGGGCGAUUAUCGUCGCGCAGUCGAAUACAACUUGAAGGCCACCAUUGCGGAUGACAAAUUCUUUCAACAGAAUGGCGGCUUGACGUUCUAUAGCUAUUAUCGACUUCAUGAUUAUCAUUCUCUCAUCUACGCCGCGAUGCUCGGUGGAAAAUCAAAGGCGGCAUUGUCAGCGACAGAUCGAAUGGAAGCUACCAUCACAGAAGAGAUUCUGCGGGUAGAAACACCUGCACUCGCGAAUUGGAUGGAAUUUUUCAAAGCUGUCAGAGUUCACGUGCUUAUUCGCUUCGGAAUGUGGGAGGAACUUAAAAAGCUUCAGCCCCUCGAGGACAGGCAUUUAUAUUGUGUUACAAAUGUCAUGCGGCACUACGGAAAGGGCAUUGCGCAUGCUGCUACAUUGCAGCUUGAAGAAGCAGACAGGGAGCGAGAGCUUUUCAAAGAAGCUUCCAAGCUCGUCCCGCCGACGCGUCUCGACUUCCCGAAUAAAAUCAUUGACAUUCUCAAGGUGGCAUCUGCUAUGCUGGAUGGCGAAAUCGAAUACAGAAGUGGAAAUUACGAGACUGCAUUCAGCAGACUACAGGAUGCAAUCACUUUGGAAGAUGAGCUUCCUUUUGCUGAGCCCUGGGGUUGGAUGCUUCCUGCAAGGCAUGCAUAUGCAGCUCUCUCAUUGGAGCAAGGGGAAGUUGAGCGGGCUGCACAAGCCUACGCUGAGAAUCUGGGGCUUUCUCCUACACCGAAACGGGCACACCAACACCCAAAUAAUGUCUGGGCUCUUCAUGGCUAUCAUGAAUGCCUCGAACUAUUGGGUCGUCAGGCGGAAGCAACCAUUAUCAAGAAGCAACUUGCUCUUGCUCUUGUAGAGGCGGACGUUGAAAUCACAUCCUCCUGCUUUUGUAGGUUGGGGAAUAUACCUUUGUCUAGUGGAAAGCCUAAAGCGAAUGGUUGUCAUAGUGGGAAACAGAAGUGUUCGUGUUAG